AGUCGUUCAGAUAGAUUGUCAGUUUAGUUAUAUUAUUUCAUUUCCUUUCGGCCAGAGGCGAGAUUAUAAGAAUACAUGUUGUCACGAAAGUUUAAAGUCUGCCGGACAAAUACUCUGUCCCUGGCGGUGCUGACCCUCAUGUCCUCGCUGCUCUACUACACGGUGACGUCACAGAAAGGCGCGGGGGCGAGCAGCGGUAGACAGCUGGUUGACGAUUCAGUGCUGGACGUGGACGAGCUCAUGUCACGUGAUAACCGCGGUAGAGAUCAGUUAGCGGCCGUGCCAGAUGCACAGACUAAUAAAAUAGUUGUGCCUGCUACAAAAGUGCCAAUACUUUUCACCCACUUUGUUCCAAUCAAUGAAGGGCUGACACAGAAUACGUUGGUAAAGAACUCAAAUGUUCCUGCUACAAAAGUGCCAAUACUUUCCUCCCAAUUUGUUCCAAACAAUGAAGGGCUGACACAGAAUAAGUUGGUAAACAACUCAAAUGUGCCUGCAACAAAAGUGCCAACUUUUAUACCCAUCAACGAAGAACUGGUGAGACAAAUGUGGGGCAAAAAUGAAACGUGUAAUCAGACGUGUCAGUCCAUCAUCGCACAAGUCAUACGGUCAGGUUCAAGUCUUCAGAGGCGUGUCACUAAGGAAGGUGUAGAGGAAUGGAUGGAGAACGGCGUCAUCUUCCGUCAGCCAGUGCCAACCAAAUCAACCGACCCGUACCCAAGUCCAUACGUCCCUGAGUUGGAGCCUUUUGUUCCGUUUAAUUCCUCCACGUUUUUUGAAGACCAGCGGGAAGCCGGAGCUGUGAUUGACAAGAAAAAAAUAAUUCUAUGGUACAUACCAACACGGUAUUGGCCAAAGAUGGACAGCUUAAACCCCUUAAGGUUUUGUCCGGAUUUUCCUUGUGUGAUAACUACAAAUAAAACGUUUGCUGAACAAAGUGCUGCGAUGGUUUUUCCGGGUGAACUGCUGACAAGACCUCCACCAAAACGGCGUCCAGACCAGGUGUUUAUUUUUAGCAACCACGAGCCACCCACCCCAUAUUGGUGGGGGAAAAGUGGACUCAAGAACGACAAACUCGGAUGGAAGACUGUCUUCAACUGGACCAUGACUUACAGAAUGGAUUCUGACGUCACUUCCUUAUAUGGAAUCUUACGAAGGCGGUUUAAACCGAUCACUCGAGAUUAUGAAUCUAUCCUGGCCAAAAAGACAAGGAAAGCUGCUGUGCUUGUUAGCAAUUGUAAAUCGUCGGGGAAACGAGAAAAAUAUAUUGCAGAGAUACAGAAAUAUAUUUCUGUAGACGUAUACGGCAAAUGUGGAAAUUUUUCUUGCGCACGGGCCGAUGAUGAUAAGUGUUUCCAAACCAUCGACACCAACUACAAAUUUUAUUUAUCCUUCGAGAGUUCAAUGUGUGAGGACUACAUAACAGAAAAGCUUUUCAGGUACAUUAGCACCAACACAAUCCUAGUGGUCCGUGCAAGCAAUGAGUACUCACGCCACGCCCCUCCAGAAGUUUUCAUCAACACGGCAGAUUAUGCCAGCCCUAAAGAGCUCGCGGACAAGCUGCUUUACCUGGACCAACAUGACAGCGAGUACAUCCGUUUUUUACAAGAGAAGGACAAGUACGUUGGUAUCUAUGAAGACUAUCCAAUCAGAGAAGAGGAUGGGCGGAUACGUUACAUGCAUUAUCAUUACGAGGGCGUGGCAUUUUGUCAAGUAUGUCAGAGGUUGUGGAACCUUCAGUCAUAUUCUAAAACAGUUCCAGACGUUAAGGAAUGGUUCACAAAAAAGAUGUGUCGUCCACCUCUAGAUAUUUGACAUCAUUUUGAUUUGUCUCACGCCCUGCCGAAAUUUAUUUUAAAAUUAUACUUACAAUUAUGUUUAAAUUAUCUUUAAACUAUAUUUUAAUACGCCACUUUUGUUAUUGUUUUAAAGGACUAUUUUAUUGACAUUUGUGAUCUAACUGCGAGCCACAUAAGGAAUUAUACAUUUAUCAAAGAAAGUCUCUCACCCGUGUCACGAAAUCGUUUGCCAGUUCCUUUUUUAUUUUUACGGUAACUUCCCGUUAAAACUUUUACAAGCUAAAAUAUCAAAGCAUACAGAAGGUUCAUAAUAGUACGAUUGGUAUAAAAACGCGAUUAUGUAAAUUUAUAUCUAAAUCCCACGGAACCUUUUUAAAGUGAACUUGCACAUUUUUAAAUUUGUCAACUCAAUAUAUCUUGCUUCAGAACAAAACCUGUUUGUAAAUUAGCUGCUGCUUUUUUGCUCUUUAAAGAUUUUUUUUGUUUAUCAGAAUAACAACGUUUGGUUGGAUCACUGUACUGUUUUCACUUUCUUUUUUUUACUUGUAAUUGAAUUUUUUUCCAGAGUAUAUUAUUACCUGUUUAAAAUGUUA
Physella acuta is the source of this 2392-nucleotide messenger RNA. Its product is annotated as alpha-(1,3)-fucosyltransferase C. NCBI's taxonomy places the organism in Eukaryota, Metazoa, Mollusca, Gastropoda, Physidae. Gene Ontology annotation, molecular function: fucosyltransferase activity. Gene Ontology annotation, cellular component: membrane. The record is from RefSeq and is a predicted model, not a curated record.